AUGACGCCUAUGACCAUUCCCCCAGCCUCAGAGAGCCAACUUUAUGCCCCUCUCAGCAUCAGCCAAAAAGAGAUCCGUCUUUUGCGUAUCGCGCCGUAUGAUGCCGAUGAUGUCUUCUCCAUCUGCCACUGCGCAAUGUUCACUGUGUCACUGGCACAGCAGCCCCGACCAAGGUACAACGCCUUCUCGUACGAAUGGAGCUACGGCGUGGACGUCUCCGAGAUCGGCAAUGCUGUCAUGGUCAAUGGCCACCGCAUCGAGGUGACGCGGAAUCUGGCCGCUCUGUUGACCCGGUUCCGCAACAUCGCCCAGGCUGUGCCCAACUCGGAAAUGUUUCAGCUCCCGAUAUGGAUCGACGCGCUGUGUAUUGACCAGAGCAAUGUCGAUGAGAGGAGCGUCCAGGUUGGGCUCAUGGGAGCCAUUUACAGCCGUGCGCAGGCCACGUUUACAUAUCUGGGCGAGGAUGAGAAUGAUAGCGACUAUGCCAUGCCCAUCCUUGCAGAAAUCGGCAGUAAGAUUCUUCAGACGAUGAAGACGGACGACAUGGCCUGGGUCAAGCCCGAUGAGCAGCCCGAGUUGUGGCAGUCGGACCAAGCCGAGGACGGCGGAUUUCUAAAUCGGUUCUGGACAAGUGCAGGUGCUAUCAUGAAGCGUUCGUACUGGAGGAGGGCAUGGAUCGUCCAGGAGAUUCUUCUACAAGAUAACGCUAUAGUCUUCUGCGGCAAGAAUAUCAUGCAUUACCACCAGCUUAAUGCUGUUUACUACUGGCUCCGUCGCAUCCAAGGCAGACCCUGCCCUCCUUUGGUCAGCGUUGAGCUUUGGCGACUUCUGUCGACCAAGGUGGGUUGGUACUCGAUGGGCUGGAAUAGAUUUAUUCAGCGUCGGAGAGUUACGCCUUCGGAAGAAACAAAGGGGGAUCAGGAUGCAGUAUCCAGGAGGGACCAGCAUUUACAGUGGAAGGCAUGGAUUCUUUCCACUGUCGACCAGCAGGCCACGGAUCCUCGGGAUCAUCUCUACAGUGUCCUAGGACUUGUUGGUAUUGGAUCACUACAACCCAAUUACUCUGCCUCUGUGGAAACCGUCUUCUAUGAUUUUGCAACUACAAGCAUUGAGGUGGAAGAGAGCCUCGGCAUACUCUCUUACGCUGGGCAUUGGGAGCUGCCACCUACAGACGUUGACAACAAAACACUGCCGACGCACUUGUUUGUUCCAUCUUGGGUCCCUAACUGGGAUCAAAUCUCCAAAAUGUACAACUUCACCUGGCUACUGAGCGCAACGGACCAGGCAGAUAAAGGUUGGGCAUCCAUUCAUGUGCCCAUUAAUGGGAAUGUUCCUUGGUUUUUAGACGGCAAGUCUCUUAUUUCACAGGGAAUAUCAUUUGACAUUGUCGCUCAGAUUGAGCUUUGCGACGUUGGCGACGGGAGCUGGCUGUCAUUCUGCCUCAAAUACAUGAACGCACGAGGUGGCCAACCGUACCCAGGCGGCAUCCCGGCUCUCCAGGCACUCGCGCGUCUCGUUCUCCGCGGCCGGAAGUUUGCGAGCAAUGAACUCCUCGAACGUCACUCAGAUGUUGAGACCACCCUUCUCUCAGUGAUCCCAGCCAUGCUGGCAACAUUUUACACUAGCAAUAGUACCAGCGCUGCGGCCGAGAUCAAACAGGCCCAGGAAAAACUUGGCAUAUCCACUCCCGAUGGAAUCGCAGAGAGAUUUAUAGGACGUCCUUUGAGCGCUGUUGCACAAGAACUCGUCGGGGCUCUUCCGCGUCUCACAAGCAGGAUCGAGGAGCUGACGCGGAGUCUUGAGUCCGAUAGAAACUUUAACCCUUUAGUUCCGGAUAGCAUGAACUAUCGGAAUGGUAUCUCCAGUGGAAUGCGGGAACAUGUGGCGUUUGUGACUCGCAAGGGAUAUAUCGGCUGGGGCCGCAAGGGCUUGCAGGAUGGCGAUUCUGUUUGCGUCUUGGCAGGGUGUCCGGUACCUUUGCUCUUGCGGGGGAUGAAUGGUUACAACAUCAAUCUAGGGCCGUGUUAUGUCGAAGGCCUUAUGCAUGGGGAGGCGGCGGUGGCAGUUGCGGAUAAUACGGCGCGCAUUGAUAUAUUUCACAUUGUAUAG
Molecule: messenger RNA, 2109 nt
Organism: Clonostachys rhizophaga
Lineage: Eukaryota; Fungi; Ascomycota; Sordariomycetes; Hypocreales; Bionectriaceae
Source: the annotation of a GenBank genome assembly